This is a messenger RNA of Polyodon spathula (Mississippi paddlefish), 3270 nucleotides long. Its product is annotated as sodium- and chloride-dependent GABA transporter 2-like. Lineage: Eukaryota; Metazoa; Chordata; Actinopteri; Acipenseriformes; Polyodontidae. Gene Ontology annotation, biological process: sodium ion transmembrane transport. The record is from RefSeq and is a predicted model, not a curated record. The transcript is spliced from 15 exons. The coding region runs from base 89 to 1936 and encodes 615 amino acids. Gene Ontology annotation, cellular component: membrane.
AAUGGUCAAAGAGACAGGCUUCUGAAUCAAUAUUUUUGGAAGAAUCAAACAGAGAGGCUGAACUUUGUUAUUUAAACGAAAGGCUCAAAUGGAAAGCAAGUCCCCAGCAGACAUUGCCAGUGGGCACAACCAGGCCCUGGAUGUCUACCCCAAGAACAGGGAGAAGAUAGAGGAUAGAGGGCAGUGGAAAAACAAGCUGGAGUUUGUGCUUUCAGUGGCUGGGGAGAUCAUUGGACUGGGGAACGUUUGGAGGUUCCCCUACCUCUGCUACAGGAAUGGAGGAGGUGCCUUCUUCAUCCCUUAUUUAAUCUUUCUGUUCACCUGUGGGAUCCCUGUGUUCUUUCUGGAGACGGCACUGGGACAAUACACUAGUGAAGGGGGUGUGACAUCAUGGAGAAAAAUCAGCCCUCUUUUUGAAGGUAUCGGUUAUGCCACCCAGGUGAUUGUCACCUUGCUUAAUUUCUAUUACAUUAUCGUGCUGGCCUGGGGAAUUUUCUACUUAAGCAACUCAUUUACUUGGGAACUGCCCUGGGUAUCCUGCAACAACACAUGGAACACAGGUUCCUGUGUGGAGUUCCAGAAGAGAAAUGAAACAUAUAACUGGACAUCCCCAGCAAAUGCCACCUCUCCCAUCAUAGAGUUCUGGGAGAAACGGGUGCUGAGGAUUUCUUCAGGCAUUGACCACAUUGGCAUAUUACACUGGGACCUGGCUCUCUGUCUCUUUUUGGCCUGGGUCAUGUGCUAUUUCUGCAUAUGGAAAGGAGUCAAGUCCACUGGCAAGGUGGUGUACUUCACCGCUACGUUUCCCUACGUUAUGUUGGUGAUCCUCAUGAUCCGAGGGGUGACUCUGCCGGGGGCAGCUGAAGGAAUCAAGUUCUAUCUUUACCCAGACCUCAGCCGGCUGGCAGAUCCCCAGGUGUGGAUGGAUGCAGGGACCCAGAUUUUCUUCUCUUUUGCUAUUUGCCUGGGAUGCCUGACAGCUCUUGGUAGCUACAACAAGUACAACAACAACUGCUACAGGGACUGUCUGUGCCUGUGUUUCCUGAACAGCGGGACAAGCUUCAUGGCUGGCUUUGCCAUCUUCUCCAUACUGGGAUUUAUGGCUUAUGAACAGCAAGUGCCCAUUUCAGAAGUUGCAGAGUCUGGUCCUGGGCUGGCAUUCAUUGCGUACCCACGAGCUGUGUCCAUGAUGCCUUUCUCUUCACUAUGGGCAUGCUUCUUCUUCAUCAUGAUUGUCCUUCUCGGACUCGACAGUCAGUUUGUGUGUGUGGAGAGCCUGGUGACAGCGCUGGUCGACAUGUUUCCCUCUGUGUUCCGUCGCAAGAACAGAAGGGAGCUUCUGAUCCUCAGCAUCUCCAUCGUCUCCUAUUUCAUGGGACUUAUCAUGAUCACGGAGGGUGGGAUGUACGUUUUCCAGCUCUUUGAUUACUAUGCUGCCAGUGGGAUAUGUCUCCUGUUUGUGGCUAUUUUCGAAACAGUUUGCAUAGCUUGGGUCUAUGGUGCUGAUCGUUUCUAUGACAACAUUGAAGACAUGAUUGGUUACAGACCUGGACCUCUCAUCAAGUACUGCUGGAUGUUCUUCACUCCUGCUGUCUGUGCUGGAACCUUUGCCUUCUCCCUCAUCAAGUACACUCCGCUGAGGUAUAACAAGAGUUAUGUGUACCCCUGGUGGGGUUAUGCCCUGGGCUGGCUCCUUGCCCUCUCCUCCAUGGUGUGCAUCCCCCUCUGGAUCAUCUACAAGAUUGCCACCAGCAAGGGCACUCUGAGAGAGCGUAUCUGCCAUCUGAUAAAACCUUCUGAGGAUCUACCCAAGACCAAGAAAGAGAAGGAGAAGCUCUUGGCCAUCUUUGCUUCCGAUAAUGGCUUACACCAGCAGGACGGGGAUCCCAACAGGGAGGGCUAUGUCCUGGUGACCGACAAGGAGACCAACUGUUAGAACUUCAUGAGCUGCUAAGAACGGAACCUUCCGGUUUUCAACAGGAACAGAUCUAUUCCACUUUACUCGAUCCCUCAAAUGUGAUGGCUAAAAAGCAAUGAAAAAUCGUAUUGCAUCUGUGAUAGUGGAUGUGUAGCACACACAUUUUUAAAAUUUUAUUUCCUGACAACUUAGUAUUGAUAAAUAACUUUGGCCUGGCCUACUGUUGGUAUGCUUUCAUCUUCUGAAUGUCCCUCACAUAAAGUCGUCAAUGUUUUUUGGGGUUUUUUUUGUACUUUUAACUGUUGAAUAGAAGAUACUUUGAGUGUGGAUGACUGUUUGCUCAAGGAUUUGAUUAGGAUUUGGUCCAUCUUCACCAGUUUGAUGUUGCUGGGAGCCCAUUAUUUGGAUCUUUUAACAGUGUUCAUCAAAUGAGUUUUACAAAUGUUAUUAAAAAAAAAAAAAAAAAAAUAGAUUAUUGUAUUCAUUCACAUUUACUUGGACUGUCCUAUAGUUAAUAUAGAAAGGUUUGUGCUAUCCCAAAUACUGCAUAUGUAUGGUACAAGCAAGUUCCGUUAGUAAAGUCUAAACAAUCGAGGGCCCUUUAUUUUUAGGUAUUAGCAACUUAUAUUUUAGUACUGCUUAAACUUGUAUAUUACUACUGUUUAUACACUUUACCACUACUGUCUCAUAAAGAGUGCAAUACAGUAACUACAGAGUGAAGUUAGACUGCAGUUUGUGUUGAUUAGUUAAAAUGUUUCCUUAGGGAUCUAGAAUUGCAGUUAUAUAAUUAUGAUGUGACAAGGCUGCAGUCUAACUACACACUAUGAUUUUUACUGAUGAAAACUGCACAAAGGCAUCUAAGUAAAUAAACCAACAGCGACGGGUUCAAAUAUGUCAUUCUGUCAUAGUGUUGGCUGUCUGCUUAAGCAAUAGUGCCCACUGGUGACUGUGAUUGCUAAGCGCUGUGUCCCGAGCCGAGGAAAGAUCAACUACCACACGGUAGAGCCUUCAUCGAGAGAGCACAAUCGCUAUUCAAGGUUUUCUCAUUUUCUUUAAAACAACACUUUAAAACAUUUUAACUUUAACUUGUCAUGAUUCAUCCCUUCCACUGAAAAAAAGUUUUAGUAAAAUAGUCCCUAAAAUAUUCAUAAAGGAUCACAUACAUGAGAGAAAUCUUGUAGUGUACCUGGACAGUGCCAGUAUCUGAAUGGAGCACUAUUACUGAACUGCCCAUGUCUCACUUUGUUGGUGUUGAAAGAUGCUGAGAUUGGCUGAUUGGCAAUUAUGGUUAGAGGAAUGGUUGCUUUUGUAAAAAUAUUGAUUGGCUGGUUUUGGUGGAAAAUAAAAGUAAU